AUUUAGUUAUAAAAGCUGUUUUCGCGGGAAAUGAAACAUGGGAAAAUGACAACAAACAGUGGAAGACCUAGAAGGAAAUGCGUUUCAGUUUCAUUUGUCGGCGACGAUGAUGUUAUUGGCCACAUUGUUGACGUUAACAAGAAAUAUGAAAGCAGGAAACAGAAAAAAAGAUCGUCAUUGCAACAUACCAGAAAGAACCAGUUAAAAUACACUGAGGAUAUAGAAAUAGUAGAGCAAAGUGACAGUGAUGAAGAAAACUUUCAACCUUCAGUCUUUGAAGAGCAAGGAGAUGGCCAGGUUGCAGGAAGUGAUGUGUUUCAGUUUAAAACAACAAAAAAAUCAGGAAGCAUGGCACUUAAAGCUUCUGAAGCAAGGACGCCCAAAACUCCAAAAUCUAUUUUAAAGAACAGCAAUUCUGUGUCUUCCGGGAAGAGGAAAACAGAAAAUGUGACCCCAAGGAAAGGUGAGGGAACUCCAAAGAAAGGCACACAAGGGAAACUGACAAGGAAAGGGAGAAAACCAGAAGCUACAACUCCAUUCAAACUCAGGAAGCGGGCUGAAUACAUUUGUGAUGAUGUGGAUGUGGACUCAGAUUCGAGUGAUACAGACAGCGAAGAGGGGGAGAGUGACACAGAAACCUCAGCCACCCCAGUCCCCCCCACUACCCCCCGGUCCCGGAGGAAGAUCCAGGAGGCUGCCGAUAUGCCACAUAUGGUGGAGGAAUAUUUUGACCUGCAUUCCCAAGGAGGCCUCUCAACAACAUCGGACAGGACGCUAGCCAAACUCGGGACAGGCAAAAUGGAUCAGGAGUCUCUCAAUGAACUCCUCAGAAGAGUUCCCAGCAAGCACAGCAGAGAGUGUCAGCAGAUGUACGAAGAACACAGAGAGCUAUUCCACAAGUGGAUGUUUUACAUGUGUAAUGGUUACAAUAUUUUGUUGCAUGGUCUUGGCUCCAAGAGAACCCUGCUUGAGGACUUCAGGAGGUCAGAGCUUAAGGACCUGGAUCAUGUAGUUGUCAACGGUUAUUUUCCAAGUUUGACUAUUAAACAUAUUUUGAAUACCAUAACAGAUGAAAUUUUGGAAGUGGAGGGCACCUAUAAGAGUCCUCUAGACCAAGUGGAGUUCAUCAAAUCCCAGUUUGAGACAAAAGAUUACAGAGACUUCUUUCUGGUUGUACACAACAUUGAUGGAGUGAUGCUACGGCCAGAAAAGAUUCAGAACAUCCUGAGUCUGUUGAGUCAGAUCAGGGGCUUCCACAUUGUGGCUUCCAUUGACCACAUCAACGCACCACUCAUAUGGGACCAGACAAAGUGCAGCCGCUAUCGGUGGUUAUGGUACGAUGUGACUACAUACCUGCCAUAUACUGACGAGACCUCCUACGAGAACUCGCUGCUGGUACAGCAGACUGGGUCACUAGCCCUCAGCUCCAUGUCGCAUGUGAUGAAGAGCUUGACAACCAAUGCCAAACAGAUAUUCUUGUUGCUUGCCAAGCAUCAACUGGAAAAUAAGGACAGCAGUACUUACUUGGGUAUGUCUUUACAAGAUCUGUAUCAAAGAUGCCGAGAAGCUUUCCUGGUCAAUAGUGACUUAACACUGCGUGCUCAAUUAACGGAGUUCAGGGACCACAAGCUAAUCAAGUCUAAAAAGGGUUUCGAGGGAAUUGAAUACUUGGUAAUCCCAGUUGACAAUGCUACACUUACCGAGUUUACUGAGCAACAUGAAAGCAGUGUGUGAGAGGACGCAAUUGGACGAAGGUUCAUGGAAUCAAGAUAUAUGGCUGAUAUAUCCAACAAAGGACGCAAAUUGAAAUUUUGAGAGAGAAAAAAAUCGAUUAACAACACGAUGUACUCUUGCAACUGAUUGUAUUUAUUUAUUAAUUGAUUUGAUAUGCAAAUAAAAGUUUAUUUUGACAGCAAAAAUUCCUUUAUUUUACACUAUACAUAAAGAUUAGUUAUGAAA
Molecule: messenger RNA, 1959 nt
Organism: Magallana angulata
Lineage: Eukaryota; Metazoa; Mollusca; Bivalvia; Ostreida; Ostreidae
Product: origin recognition complex subunit 2-like
Exons: 14
Coding region: 31-1734 (567 amino acids)
Biological process (GO): DNA replication
Cellular component (GO): nuclear origin of replication recognition complex; nucleus
Molecular function (GO): DNA replication origin binding
Source: RefSeq, a predicted model, not a curated record